This is a messenger RNA of Gekko japonicus, 1558 nucleotides long. RefSeq names its product sphingosine-1-phosphate receptor 3 (gene S1PR3). The record is from RefSeq and is a predicted model, not a curated record. Gene Ontology annotation, molecular function: sphingosine-1-phosphate receptor activity. Gene Ontology annotation, biological process: G protein-coupled receptor signaling pathway. NCBI's taxonomy places the organism in Eukaryota, Metazoa, Chordata, Lepidosauria, Squamata, Gekkonidae. Bases 1 to 1134 code for a protein of 377 amino acids. Gene Ontology annotation, cellular component: membrane. The transcript has a single exon.
AUGGCUGUGUUCACCACACCGAGCACUCAUCCUUCUUUGCAUCAACAAAACACAGUGUUGGGCAAUGAGAUAAAACAUCAUUACGACUAUGUUGGAAAGAGCGACCGAAUAAAUAAGGCAAAGGGCAUAGACCUGACCACUAUUGCACUUCUAAUCAUCUGUAGCUUCAUCAUCCUGGAGAACCUGAUGGUGCUGAUUGCCAUAUGGAAAAACAACAAGUUUCACAACCGCAUGUACUUCUUUAUUGGCAAUCUAGCCCUCUGUGACCUGCUGGCUGGGAUUGUUUACAAAGUGAACAUCUUGACAUCAGGGAGCAACACUGUGUUUCUUACACCGAAGAUGUGGCUUGUCCGGGAAGGUAGCAUGUUCGUGGCUCUAGGAGCGUCCACUUUCAGCUUGUUAGCCAUCGCUAUUGAAAGACAUUUGACUAUGAUCAAAAUGAGGCCAUAUGAUGCUAAUAAAAAGUACAGGGUCUUCUUGCUUAUUGGAACAUGCUGGUUUAUCUCGGUCUCCUUGGGUGCCUUACCAAUUCUUGGUUGGAACUGUCUUGGCAAUUUACCGGACUGUUCCACUGUAUUGCCACUCUAUUCUAAGAAGUAUGUAGCAUUUUGCAUCAUCAUCUUCAUUGCCAUUCUAGUGGCUAUCGUCAUCCUUUAUGCACGCAUUUACAUCUUGGUAAAGUCCAGUAGCCGUAAUGUCACUAAUCACAGCAACUCAGAGAGGUCCAUGGCAUUGCUUAGGACAGUAGUGAUUGUUGUGGGAGUUUUCAUUGCCUGUUGGUUGCCAUUGUUUAUUCUGCUGCUGAUUGAUGUGGCAUUCAAAACAAAGUGGCCCAUUUUAUACAAAGAAGAUGGUUUCAUUGCCUUGGCGGUCCUCAAUUCAGCAAUGAAUCCCAUCAUCUACACUCUGGCAAGUAAGGAAAUGCGUCGGGCUUUCUUCCGCCUCGUUUGUGGCUGUCUGGUGAGGGCCAAUGUCUCAUCUUUGCCUAUCCAGCCCACGCCAGAUCAGAGUCGAAGUAAAUCCAGUAGUAGCAACACUCCAAAGCCAAAAAAUGAGUUCCCACAGACUCAACUUUCUUCAUGUACACAUGAAAAAAUUGAAUCCUCAUUUCAGAAUGGAAAUUUUUGCAAGUGAAGCCUGAUAACUGCGCAAACCAAGGAUUCUUGUGUGGCUUUUUAGAGCCAAAUAGAAGCACAUUGGGUGGGAUUUCAUACUUUUCAAUUAUAAAAGAAAUGAUAACCAAUUACUUAACUUGGAGUGCCUUAGCAUGAGCCAUUUGGACCAGGUUUAGUUCCCUGAGAGAACUGACUUGGGCAAGGCAUUUGCAGUGUCUCAAAGCUUCUACAAUGUCUGUGUGAAGAAAGAUGGCACCUUUCACAUGGAUGUUCUUGGCGCACUUUGAUCCAAAAUACAUAUGCACUAGAGAAACAGGGCAGAAAUAAUGACUGGUCAUUAAAAUAGCAUGUCAAACCUGUGUUUUGGUCACCAAUAAUUACCACAUUUUAUCUCACAUACAACCUCUCUUGUAGGCUCCGUGUGAAGCAUGGCUGUCCAUCAA